Messenger RNA from Klebsormidium nitens, 1853 nucleotides. The record is from the annotation of a GenBank genome assembly. Lineage: Eukaryota; Viridiplantae; Streptophyta; Klebsormidiophyceae; Klebsormidiales; Klebsormidiaceae.
GAAGCCGUCUCCUUGACCUGCCACCGACCCAUCCUCUCAAGUGCAAAGUUUUCUCGAAGCUCUCUGGGGCCAAGGUCUCAUUUCUGAGCGGCUGCAGAGCUCGCUGCAACGAGGGCCCCUCUAUUAGGCAGCAGCUUCUCGCGUUCAGCGCUCCAAGCAAACCGCCUGCCGCAACCAGCGCUUCUUUCAAUCGCUCGUGCUACAUUCUCAGCAGGAAGAAAACAUGGGUUUCGCGAGUAAGCUGAAGGCGGGCGGUCCUGCGCAGCCGCCGCAGCCACUGGUCGAAAGCAAUGGCCUCCAAAUGUCCGCCAGCCAUGGCGCGCGGCCACAGACAGCUCUGGGACAGCUGUCCAUGCCACUUCAGGGAGGGGGCUCGUUCCAACAGUAUCCUGGUACGGGCCAGCAUUCUCCGCUGGGACAGCAGGGGGUUCAACAGUAUUCGGGGACUCAGCCUGGCAGGAGUCAGCAGCAUCAAGGGCACGUGCCUGGGGUCCUUGCAAGGCUGCAGAGCAUCGUCCAAGUGAACGGCCUUGAGAAGUUCUACACACACCAGGCCACUCAAAGCCUGGCACAGACGAUCGACAGCUCUAUCAACUUCGACUUUCUUGCAGCCAGUUGGGGUAUGCCCAAAGAGCUGGCCAUCGAUCUGGCCGCCCUUGCUCUAUAUGACACUGUCAUUUUGGUCGACGACUCUUCCUCAAUGAGCUUCGAGGAGAACGGCGAGCGCAUCGAAGACUUGAAAGAAAUUCUAAGCAAAGUGGCGGAGGUCGCCACCCUCUUUGACCAGGACGGGAUCGUCAUUCGGUUUUUGAACUCGCGCUUGGAGGGCAACGGGAUCCGCAACAAGGAGGACGCCGAGAACCUUGUCAACCAGGUCCGCUUCCAGGGCUUGACGCCCCUGGCCGGCAGCAUGCAACGGAACGUGCUCGACAGUCUGGUCUUCCGCUUCGCGGCCGCCGGCGAGCUGCAGAAGCCGGUUCUGGUGAUCACCAUAACCGACGGUGAGCCAACGGACAACCCGCGAGACGCGAUCCUGCAUACCAUCGCGGGCGCGAAGCGCAGGCUGGCGCCGCAGUACGGGCCUAAGGCGGUGGCGUUCCAGUUUGCACAGGUUGGCCGCGAUCAGCGCGCGCAGGCCUUUCUCGAGAGGCUGGACAACCAUCCCGAAGUUGGAGACAUCAUCGACUGCACGUCGUACUUCGAACUAGAGGCGGAGGAGUUCAGGAAGAAAGGCGUGGAUCUGACGCCCCACUUGUGGCUGGUCAAAAUGAUGGUCGGCGCAAUCGACCCUUCGUAUGACGAGAUGGACUAGAGUUUUCAACCAGUGCGAUUAGCAGUAUGGGUACCGCCGUAAGUUGGAGACAGUCAAUGGGUUCAAAGCUCUUCGUAGAGCCUGUACAUAACGAGGUCUAGGAGCCUUAUUAAAUGGCAUGUUUGAGAGAGGGUGCUGGGUUAUUUUCGACGUGUCACUUUCCGACCUAUAUGCGACGAUCACUUGUUUGCGAUAUAAUAGUGCGAUCGGGAUGCCUCAAGAUACUAUAUGCAAUUGGAAACAAGAAUGACACAAGCACUAGCUGCGUGAAAGGCUUGGACCGUAAGGGGAAAAGCGUAUAUAAAUAUAGUACAGUAGUUACUGGCUGCUUGUACUCAGACUUGCCUCGUCGGACGAAAUCUGGUUGGACGUUCUUGUGUCAAGGCUUUACGUGUUCAAUCCUACUCUGACGGUUUAUAGUAUUUUUAAAAUGUUUCAAGAUAAGACUCACGCUGUGAUAUUGAGAGGACAGAGCGCCCGUUUUAAGUUCGAUUCCUAAUACGCAAAUUGUCACGGAUGACUGGUAAUUGCGACUACAACG